This is a messenger RNA of Dichomitus squalens LYAD-421 SS1, 789 nucleotides long. RefSeq lists its product as uncharacterized. The record is from RefSeq and is a predicted model, not a curated record. The coding region runs from base 1 to 789 and encodes 262 amino acids. The transcript is spliced from 2 exons. NCBI's taxonomy places the organism in Eukaryota, Fungi, Basidiomycota, Agaricomycetes, Polyporales, Polyporaceae.
AUGCGACUUCCGCCUCGUGCCUCGAGAGCCUUACGUCUCUGCGCCGCAGACGAUGUCGACCCGGAGCCUCUUCCAUCCAAGAAGCCUGACAAGCGAGACGCAUACGACGCCUUUAGCUCUCCAGACUCCGCGUGGUCUACUAUUUCAGCAAAGAAGCGCAAGGAGAAGGGCAAAGACCAACGCAAGGACGCCUCCGUACAGAAAUUCAAGCUCCGACUACGAACUGUUCCCCCGAACAACAACGGACGCAAGUCUUACUCGAAGCGCGACGACGUAGAGGCCGCACCGGCGGAGGCGAAGCCGCAGCCCAGGGUGACACUUUACCUCCCGCCGCCGCCUAAACCUCAGCAACGCGACUCCAAGCCCCUGCCGGCCAGCCAGCUUCCUGCAACCCGGCAAGGUGGGUCGGACGACCUAUCUCCCCCAAGCUUCCGUCCCAUGGCGAUCCGGCGUGUUGCCCCAGCUCACAUGUCGCUCUCUGCGUACCGCGCUCCCACGCAAGGGCGCCGCUCGGAGGAGCUGUCUUCAGACUCGCUGCGGGACCACCACGCCACCUACGAGGGAGAGGACGAAGCUCCGACUCUCACCUUUGACGAGGGCCAUCUCUCUCAUCACUACCAACAUGUCCGACGAGCGAUUGCAGAGCGCAAACGGUUGGCGGCCGAGACCUGGGAUCUUCUCGACCUUCCGAGCUGCGGGGUCGUCUUUCAAGACGAGUGGAGAGCCCAGCCCGAGACGACCGAUGAGAUUCGAAUAAUUUGCUGGGCGGCACAUCGUCGGGAUACCUGA